UUUUCUCUUUUAUCCAAUCCAAAUGAAGGGGUAGAAGACAUGACGACUGUCUUUGUCCAGCGAAAAUAGCACGAGCGGCUCAAGGGCAAGAGAUGAUGGCUACUCUCAAGAGCAAGAAGAGUUUGAACUUCCUCACUCACUUCCUCCACCACCGGAGUCCAGGCUUCAAUUACUCAACCACACGGACGCUUGAACCACUAGCUUUCGAAGAGGUACGAUCUUCCUCGGAGAAGCCUUGCACUUCAACGGCUUUUGUUCUUCACGGUCUCCUAGAAUCUGGCCGCUACUGGCAUUCCUUCUCUCGAAAUCUUGCUUCCUCUCUCUCCAAUUCUUCUUCUUCUUCUGAGUGGAGGAUGGUGCUUGUGGAUUUGAGGAACCAUGGUAUAUCUGCCGAUAUUAAAGGUCUGGACCCGCCUCAUGAUGUUUUCAAUGCGGCUAAAGAUUUGGCUAAUUUGGUCAAAUCUCAUGGUUGGUCUUGGCCUGAUGUUGUUAUUGGUCACUCCAUGGGAGGCAAAGUAGCUCUCCAGUUCGCGCAGAGUUGUUCUAGGGGUGAUUAUGGGGAAUCUGCUGUAUGGCCCAAGCAGCUGUGGGCUUUGGAUUCUGUCCCUGGAGAUGUAAAGCUUGAGACCAUUGAUGAAGUAGAGAAAGUCUUGAAGACCUUGCAGAGUCUACCUUCUUCAUUUCCUUCACGGAAGUGGCUUGUGAAUCACAUGAUUGACCUAGGGUUCUGUAAGCCAACAGCAGAAUGGAUUAGUAACUAUCUAAAGAAAUCUGGAGAACAGGAGAUAUGGUCUUUUAAUCCUGAAGGUGCCAUCCAGAUGUUCGAUUCUUACUGGGAGUCAUCAUAUUGGUCUUUACUGGAACACCCACCAAAAGGAAUGGAGAUCAAUAUUGUGGUCGCAGAGAAAAGUGGCUGUUGGGAGCCAGAUGUAAUUCAGCGACUUGAAAGUCUUGACAGUCAGAAAGGAAGUGGAUCUGAGGGUGAGGUUUCACUUCAUGUUCUUCCAAACUCUGGGCACUGGCUUCAUGUGGACAAUCCAAAGGGUCUUCUUCAGAUUGUGGCGCCAAAGAUCGCUUCUCUUUCAGCAUUAAUGCAUAGCUAUAGUUCAAGGGAUUCAUCAUAAAGGAGUAUUAUGGGUAUUGUCUUUAUCCCUUAUUGUAAUGCAAUAAAAUGUUAAUUGACACAUAUCAUGAUUCAUGAAUAAUCUAAUUUUUUGAUAAAAUAUUUAUCGGCAUUUUAGCUUGUUGCAUAUAGGAAUAUGUAGCCCAAAACUUUCGAGUUUCGUGGACUGUAUUGGUACUUUAUUUUCUUUUAAUUGUUUGUUUAACAUAUAUAUGUUGAGCCUAA
This is a messenger RNA of Hevea brasiliensis (rubber tree), 1348 nucleotides long. RefSeq lists its product as uncharacterized. Bases 93 to 1124 code for a protein of 343 amino acids. The transcript has 5 exons. Lineage: Eukaryota; Viridiplantae; Streptophyta; Magnoliopsida; Malpighiales; Euphorbiaceae. The record is from RefSeq and is a predicted model, not a curated record.